UUUUCAUCACUCGCAAGAUGUCGGGGAUGAGGCAAACUCCACUGACUUGUUCUGGUCACACAAGACCGGUUGUCAGCUUGUCUUUUAGUGAAAUUACUCCAUAUGGGUAUUUCCUCAUCAGUGCAUGCAAAGAUGGUAAGCCAAUGCUGCGUCAAGGAGACACUGGUGACUGGAUUGGGACAUUUGAGGGUCACAAAGGAGCAGUUUGGGGAGCCACACUUAAUAAGGAUGCUACCAGAGCUGCCACAGGGGCUGCUGACUUCACUGCGAAACUGUGGGAUGCUGUGAGUGGAGAAGAGCUCCGAUCAUUUCUCCACAAACAUAUUGUCAAGUGUGUAGAUUUUUCCCACGACAGCACUAAACUGCUGACAGCCAGUAAUGAGAAAGUCCUGAAGCUGUAUGACUUAAAUCAACCAGAGGCAGAGCCAAGAAUAUUUAGUGGUCACACCAAUAACAUGAAAGGGGCAUUGCUAACACCUGAUGGCAAGAAGAUAAUAAGCGCAUCUGACGAUAAGACAGUGCGAGUAUGGGAUAUCGACAACGGGAACGAAGUUCGAAAACUUGAGUUUAUUUUACCUCCCAGUAGUUUAGAGCUUGCCAGGGGAGGGAAAAUUCUUGUCAUAACAUACGGGCCAUUUACUAGUUUUUGGAACACAGAAAACUUUGAGAAGAUACGAGAGUUUGAGGCCCCAACAGAUAUUAACACAGCAUCUCUUCACUCUACAGAGGAUAUUUUUGUGUGUGGUGGAGAAGAUUUUAAGAUGUAUAAAUUUGAUUAUAACACUGGGACUGAAUUAGAGUCCUUCAAGGGUCAUUUUGGGCCUGUUCACUCAGUGAGAUUUUCACCAGAUGGCGAGUUGUAUGCCAGUGGCAGUGAAGAUGGAACAUUACGAUUGUGGCAAACGAAUGUGGGCAAAACUUACGGAUUAUGGAAAUGUGUGAUACCAGAUGACGUAAACAUAACCAAUGAUGUCCAGCCUGCGGCAGUUAAGGCUGAAGCGUAAUGAUGUGUUUGCCACAUUUUGAAGAUCUGAUGUGCAUUUAAGUGACCAAAGCCUUCCUGUAUGGUUUGUGAGAAUUCUCAACCCCUUGUGCUGGGCUGGCUGUUGAACAGUAUCAGUCCCAAGUUUGCUCAUGUCAUGUACACCAGUGUGGUCAUGCAGCGUACAUUAAUUGCUUACAUUAUCCUCCAGUGAUGGAUAUAUGAGUGACCAAAUAUUAUGUCCUUUGGUUAUUGAAAAGAAUACAUUUACAAAAAAAUUACCGAUAAUUUCAUGGAGUUUUUCACCAAUGAUCUUGAGGUACAAAAUAUAUCACAGAAGGGUACUGGUACUUAGUUGAUGAAAAAUUCUAUGAAACGAUGUGAUAUACGAUAAAUGACAUGUCACACAAUUUUUCACCAAACUAGAGAUAAAAAAAUUCCAUGAAAUUAUGCGAUAUACUGUAAAUCACAUAAAAUAUCAGACGAUUUUUACCAACUAUUAACAGUAGGGUGAUUAGUUGGUGAAAACUUGCAUGAAAUUAUUUGUGAUUUACUUUACUUUCAAAAAAGCAUAUUAAAAUCAGCCAUGUAAUUUUCAAACUCAAAUGCCCUAGUCAGUUGCUUAUGGCGACUUGUUAGACUGGUCAGUUCAGCAAGGGUGCCAUUUACAGAACAGAGUGUUAUAGUGGGCAAAUAUAUUUCAAAAAAGCAUAUUAAAAUCAGCCAUGUAAUUUUCAAACUCAAAUGCCUUAGUCAGUUGCUUAUGGCGACUUGUUAGACUGGUCAGUUCAGCAAGGGUGCCAUUUACAGAACAGAGUGUUAUAGUGGAGGUAAAUUACGCAAUUACCCGUUUGAGGCUAUACAUGUACAACAUUGUGAUAUAGAUAUAUGCUAUAUAAUGCAGUGCAACUUCACUACAAGACAGACGUCGGAUCCGUUUGGAUUUGUCAAGUCAACAGUAACAAGUAACAUUUCCACCGUUGUCAUCCCUUCUGUACUGAAAGUGUUUCAGUCCUAUUUACUUUCAUAUUGUCAAGUUUGGCCAGUCAUUUGUGAGGAUUGGUUAUUUUGUUGGUUUUCAUGUAUAGAAUGUCUCAUUUGGGUUGAAAGUUGGGCAUCCAUUUGGUUAUUAAGUCCAGUCAUUCAUUUGGUUGUCAAAUCUUACAGAUGUUUAUCAGCACUGAGCAUUUAUUGGCUUGUCAAGUCCCACUAUCUGUUUAGUUGUCAAACCAGGGCCCUAGUAAGGGUUGUAACCUGAUCACCAGCCUGAUCACCAUGAUGUUGCACACUCACAGUGUACGCUGCCUUGGUAUUUGUGACUAGCGUAUCAUUACGGCCCCUUUGAGAAACAGCACCCAGGUCAAUCAUUUGAUUCUUGAAAGUUUGGCCAAAGUUAUGACAUGGUUUCGUUCAUUGAACCAUUUGGUUGUCAAGUUAUGUGAAGACUUAAGAUCAUAUUAUAUGAUGUUGUCAUAUUUUCAUUUCUCAAGUUUGACCAGUCUGGUUUAUCAGUUUCAGUUAUUCUUUGAGGGUUUUGAAGUUUUGUCUGAAAUCUGCCCAGUCCAUAGAUACUCAUCUUUGCCAAGUGUAAUUUAUAGUGCUCAGUUGAUGAGCUCAUGGUGCUUUCUUUGUCAGAGAUCCAAGUUUUUAGUGACUUCAAAAUUUAUUUCUGCAGUUCACUGUAUAAAAACUGACAUUGUCAACUUAGAAACAAUAUCAGGGGUUUUUGAACAUUAUUAUUGACAGUAAACAUAAAUUAUCCAUCUUCAUAACUUUAACAGUGGUCUGUCAGUAUGUGGUGCUCACUUCUCUUGAAAGAAAAACACAAAAUAUAAAAUAAGACCUAAAUCCACUUUUUCUGUGAGACGUUGAUGAGAUUCGUACUGCUGCUGUGGUGCUAUAUCUCAACUCUUUAUUGCUGUUUUAAUAGCCAUUGUUUAAUGAAACGGUCUAGUAUAGGUUGGGAUUGAAGGUUACCCAAGUCCUUUUGUUCCGGGCAUAAUGUCUAUACAUAAUUUGUUUUCCUCAUAUUUUGUUAAGUAUUGAAUACGCUUCUUAUUUCUUAAAACGUGUCUUUGACUUAUGCCACACUCCUAAGUGAAAUACAGGUAUUUACAUUUUGCUUACUGGUUUCUGCCAUAUUGAAUUAUACUGUGAAUGUGAGACAGAUCUGCCUGUAAAACAGUUCAAAAGGUUUAGGUUUUAAAAUGAAAUUGUAAGCCUCUUGGCUCAAUUCCUAAAUUUAAAAAACAUCACUUGUAUUGGCAUUUCAUUUUGUUGAAUCA
This is a messenger RNA of Liolophura sinensis, 3267 nucleotides long. Its product is annotated as serine-threonine kinase receptor-associated protein-like. NCBI's taxonomy places the organism in Eukaryota, Metazoa, Mollusca, Polyplacophora, Chitonida, Chitonidae. The record is from RefSeq and is a predicted model, not a curated record. Gene Ontology annotation, cellular component: SMN complex. Gene Ontology annotation, biological process: spliceosomal snRNP assembly. The transcript has 7 exons. The coding region runs from base 18 to 1004 and encodes 328 amino acids. Gene Ontology annotation, molecular function: protein binding; RNA binding.